CUGCUAUAAAUUGUCCGCCGCUAAGUUUCUAGGGUUUGGAAGGGAUACGGCCAUCAAUACACGAAAAAAUGUCAGUGGAUGCUGCAAUGGAUGGCCUCAGCCUCCGCGACACCGUGGAGGAGGCGCAAUUCUCUCAACGUGUUCCAAUACAAUCCAUACUCGGCCGGCCGGACAAGGGCGGCGGGCUGGCGGGGCAGAAGGUCCGUAUUGGGGGAUGGGUGAAGACCGGGAGGGAGGCCGAUAAGGGCAGAUUUGCGUUUUUGGAAGUUAACGACGGGUCUUGCCCGGGGAACCUGCAGGUGAUUGUAAAGGCGGAGCUUUACAAGUUAAGCGACGUCGUUUCCACCGGCACGUGCAUCCACGUGGAGGGAUUGCUGAAAUCGCCGCCGGAAGGCGUGAAGCAAAAGAUUGAACUGGAGGUGGAGAAGGUUAUCGAUGUGGGGACUGUAGAUGCGGCGAAGUAUCCGUUGCCUAAGACGAAAUUGACGCUCGAGUUUCUCAGGGAUGUUGUGCACCUGCGCUCCAGGACUAACACUAUUUCUGCAGCUGCUAGAAUUCGCAAUGCCUUGGCAUAUGCUACCCACACAUUCUUCCAAAAGCAUGGUUUCCUUUAUGUGCAUACUCCUAUUAUCACAACCAGUGAUUGUGAAGGUGCAGGGGAGAUGUUUCAAGUUACAACAAUACUUAAUGAUGCCGAAAAAUUGGAAAAAGAUCUGAAUGAGAACCCCCCUCCUUCUGAAAGUGACAUAGAGGUUGCUGAGCUUGCUAUCAAAGAGAAAGGGGAAGCAGUUGCUAAGCUAAAAUCUGCUAAGGCCAACAAAUCGGAAAUUGUUGCUGCUGUCGGUGAGCUAAACAAGGCUAAAGAAAACCUCAAUAAGCUACAGGAGAGAUGCAAGCUGGCAGAGAGAUGUAAGCUUAGUGGUGGCAUUCCUAAGAAAGAUGGGAAAAUUGAUUAUACUGAGGACUUCUUUGCAAGGCAGGCGUUUUUGACUGUAUCAGGGCAGCUGCAGGUUGAGACAUAUGCUUGUGCACUCAGUAGUGUUUAUACAUUUGGACCUACAUUUCGAGCAGAGAACUCCCAUACUUCGAGGCAUCUAGCUGAAUUUUGGAUGGUGGAACCUGAAUUAGCGUUUGCUGACCUACAGGAUGAUAUGAACUGUGCAGAGGCAUACGUGCGAUUUCUUUGUCAGUGGUUGCUUGACAACUGCUAUGAAGAUAUGGAGUUUAUGACCAAAUUUAUCGACAAGGGUGCUCUGCAACGACUUCAGAUGGUUGCAAAAUCCAAGUUCAUCAGAAUAACAUAUACUGAAGCUAUUGCCAUUCUAGAGGAAGCAGCCAAAGUAAAGAAAUUUGAGAAUAAUGUUGAAUGGGGAAUAGAUCUAGCUUCAGAACAUGAAAGAUUCUUGACUGAAGAGAAAUUUAAAUCUCCAGUUAUCGUCUAUAAUUAUCCAAAACAAAUUAAAGCCUUCUAUAUGAAGCUGAAUGAAGACAACAAAACUGUUGCUGCCAUGGAUGUGCUUGUCCCAAAGGUGGGUGAGCUUGUUGGUGGAAGCCAAAGAGAAGAGAAUUAUGACAUUCUCAAGCAAAGGAUAUCGGAGAUUGGUCUUCCCCUGGAGCCUUAUGAGUGGUAUCUUGACCUGCGGAGGUAUGGGACUGUGAAGCACAGCGGUUUUGGGCUUGGAUUUGAACGGAUGAUUCUUUUUGCAACUGGCAUGGAAAACAUUCGGGACGUCAUUCCCUUCCCAAGAUACCCUGGAAGAGCAGAUCUUUAAUCCCAAGGAUAUCGUUUUAUGGAAUCUAAAGUUUAUGGUGGUGUUUCGGUAGAUAUCCUAUUUAUAGAAUGAAUGAAUAGAGAAAUCGGUUAUCAGUCUUACACUUUUGAUUGCUUUACCAUGUCGGUGCAUUUUAAAACUUGAAUUUUAUUUAUUUCAAUUCAAGGAUGGAUUUAAGGAGUUUUAGUACAAAUUCGGCA
Molecule: messenger RNA, 1972 nt
Organism: Andrographis paniculata
Lineage: Eukaryota; Viridiplantae; Streptophyta; Magnoliopsida; Lamiales; Acanthaceae
Product: asparagine--tRNA ligase, cytoplasmic 1-like
Exons: 6
Coding region: 69-1772 (567 amino acids)
Biological process (GO): asparaginyl-tRNA aminoacylation
Cellular component (GO): mitochondrion
Molecular function (GO): ATP binding; nucleic acid binding; asparagine-tRNA ligase activity
Source: RefSeq, a predicted model, not a curated record